AUGCGGAUUACCCUGUUGGCCGUGCCCAUCGCUCUCUGUUUGACGACGACCCUCGCCCAACAGCCAACUCUUCCCGAUGUCCCUGGUCUCUCACUCGACGAUAACCCUCCAUGCGCACUGCCAUGCCUCCUAACAGGCCUCAAUCAAACGACGUGCCCCACGAAUGACCAAACAUGUCUGUGUCAGGACGACGGAUUCAUCAAAUUCGUGGAAGGCUGUGUCGCCUUGAGCUGCCCACUCAAGUACGCUAUCAUCACGCAAAAUAUCACUUGGACGGCGUGUAAUUUUCCUCUGCACAAUGAGGUUCCGAAAACAAAAAUCGUUCGGAUCGUCCUGUUUGCCUUGUUGCCCACACUCGCAAUUAUACUUCGACUAAUAACGAAAUUGGCUCGGCUAUCAACGUGGGGUUGGGAUGACUACACAAUUUUUGUGGCAUAUGGUUUACUUGUGACAUACGUGUCUUUGCACGUCUUCCUUGAGGAUAACGGUGCCGGUAGAGACCUAUGGACUCUCAGUGACCUCCAAAUCACCCACUUCUUCAAGGGCUUCUACGCCUUGCAAACUUUAUAUCAUGCCUGCAUCGACAUCAUCAAGGCAUCGAUCCUCUUCAUGUACCUUCGAAUCUUCCACCUGCCCGGCGAAAAGAUCACUAUUGCGUUGUGGGUUACACAAGCACUGAACCUUAUGAAUGGCAUCAUCUUCAUCUGCGUCGGCUUGUUCCAAUGCAGCCCUGUAAGCUUAGCCUGGACAUUUUGGACAGGGGAUGCAACUGGAAAGUGUAUCGACAUCGUUUAUCUCGCCCUGGCGCACGCGGGUAUCAACAUUGCGCUAGAUGUGUGGAUGCUCCUCCUUCCCCUGACACAAAUUUGGGGCAUGAACCUGGCUCGCCGCAAGAAAUUUGCAAUCAUGUUCAUGUUUAGUCUUGGUUUGUUUCUGACGGUCGUGAGCUGCAUCCGGAUUAAAGCCAUCUUGGAUUUCCGGAAAGACCCGCUGAAUCCUACCGUGGCUAUGAUGCCGAGUGUCAUAUGGACAGACCUCGAGCUGUAUGUGGGGAUUUUCACGGCCUGCAUACCGAAUCUUCGUCAAUUCUUUGUCAGGUUCAUCCUUCGACAGUCCGAAAAGAAGAAGCGCUUGAGUUCUGCUGCGGCCGAGUAUAGAAGCUCGUUGCUCACACCGAAAAAGGGUACAUCGUCACAACAGAUGAGCGAGCUUGACACGAUAGAUGAAAGCAGCCACAACAAUUCGCCAUAA
Colletotrichum orchidophilum is the source of this 1251-nucleotide messenger RNA. RefSeq names its product CFEM domain-containing protein. The record is from RefSeq and is a predicted model, not a curated record. The transcript is spliced from 8 exons. Lineage: Eukaryota; Fungi; Ascomycota; Sordariomycetes; Glomerellales; Glomerellaceae. The coding region runs from base 1 to 1251 and encodes 416 amino acids.